Molecule: messenger RNA, 1706 nt
Organism: Alnus glutinosa
Lineage: Eukaryota; Viridiplantae; Streptophyta; Magnoliopsida; Fagales; Betulaceae
Product: plant intracellular Ras-group-related LRR protein 3
Exons: 3
Coding region: 126-1568 (480 amino acids)
Molecular function (GO): protein binding
Source: RefSeq, a predicted model, not a curated record
GUAGCACCUUCUAGUUUCUAAACCAUCUAUAUCUUCCCUCCUCCUCUCUCAUUCUUGUUCAUUCUCAUAAUCAUCUCCAUCUUCUCCGUCUCCGUAGCUCACUGCUCCAACACUUGGUCAUUUUCAUGGAUCCAAACCCCAAAGAAUUCCCAAUUCUUGCCUACGUCCUAUCCCAACUCAACCCCACUUCUCAUCCACCACUCCCGCCACACCUCCAAGAAACUCUGCUGACCCAGCUGCCGUAUCUCAACCACCCCAAAGUCCUAGCCUCACUGGCCCAAGGCAUCCCCGACCUCACCCAGAGCCAGAGGCAGCCGCUGCUCCCAAACCUCGGCCAACGCCCUGACCCCUCCGCUGUCGCAGUAGCCCGAGACAAGCUCGCCGAAAUCAAAGCCAACACCCUCCGACAAAACAAAGCAAUCGCUGUGGUUGACGGUGUAGUUGUUGAUAGGGUACAGAAGGGCAAGGAGCAAGUGGCAGAGACAGAGACAGAGGCGCAGAUAUAUAAGGCGGUGUUGAGGUUGGAAGAGAUGCACGAGGAAUAUGAGAAACAGUUGAGAGAAGCAGAGCACAGGUUGGUUGAGAUUUAUAGGUCGAUUGUGGGGGAGUUGGAGGAGGAGGAGGUUGUUGGGAUAUUGAAGGAGGCAGAGAGUGGGGUUGUGGAGAGGGUUGAGCUUUGUGGGCGUCAGCUGAGGUUUCUUCCUGAGGCGUUUGGGAAGCUUCAUGCUCUGCUCGUGCUCAAUCUCUCCCAUAAUCAGCUAGAGGUCCUUCCUGAUUCAAUAGCAGGACUACAGAAACUGGAGGUGUUUGAUGUUUCUUCCAAUCUUUUGGUGUCCCUGCCAGACUCUAUUGGACUGUUGCUUAACCUCAGGGUCCUCAACGUGUCAGGAAACAAGAUAAAUGCCCUUCCUGGAACAAUUUCUCGCUGCAGUUCACUGGUGGAGUUGGAUGCGAGCUUUAACAACCUGAUGUGUUUGCCAACAAAUAUUGGGUAUGGACUUGUCAAUCUUGAGAGGCUCUCAAUCCACCUGAAUAGAAUCCAUUGUCUUCCAGCAUCACUGUGUGAAAUGAGGUCGUUGAGAUAUGUAGAUGUUCAUUUCAAUGAGCUGCGUGGCCUGCCACACGCCAUUGGGCGAUUGACAAAUCUUGAGGUCCUGAACCUCAGCAGUAAUUUUAGCGAUUUGACAGAGCUUCCUGAAACAAUUGGCGAUCUAAUGAACCUCAGGGAGCUUGACAUAAGCAACAACCAAAUCCGAGCUCUUCCAGACACAUUCGGUCAGCUCAAGAAUCUAUGCAAGCUCAACCUGGACCAGAACCCGCUUGUUAUUCCCCCAGUGGAGAUUGUGAAUAAAGGGGUUGAAGCUGUGAAGGAGUUCAUGGCAAAGAGGUGGGAGGAUAUCAAGGCAGAGGAGCAACAGAGGAGCGUGCUUGAAGUAAACAAGCAACAAGCUCAGCCCAGUUGGCUGGAAUGGGGAACCUCCUUGAUGAAUAGCUUGGUUUCUGGGGUUUCACAAAGUGUGGGAGGGGGAAAAGGUAAGAGAGACCCUUGGUUGGAUCAACAAUUGUGAUUCUAUUAUCUCCUUCACCUGCCUUUUUCAGAAUUGUCUGUGUCAAAAUAUUUGUAGCUGUAAAUAUUUCGGAUUCCGCUUGGAUAGGAGGAGAUCUCCCUUAUUUUAAAGGGUUAAUUAAAUUUACCCUUCCUCUAA